GAAGACCCCUUCACUGCUGUUUCGCUGGAUCUUAACCAGGGCGGAGCCAAAUGGAGCGUCCAAGCUAUGGAUUCUUCUCCCGUGGCUCUUCAUAAUCAUCACUGUGCUUCUUCUUCUUCUUUCUCGCUUGCUUGUCUUGUUCUUGUUAUGAAAGCUUGCUUGUUAUGAGAGCUUGAUCUCCUCGAUCGUCCGAGGUAUAUCACCUGAGAGAACGACCGUCUCGAUAGCCGCGGAGUCGAUGCUCCAUUGCCAAAAUCUUCUAGUCCCCGAUCACCAAGCUCCAGCUAUGGCGUCCCCGGCUGCUCAAGAUCCCUCUUGGUGGCAAACUCCCGGCCUGGAGGCUGCGAAUUUGCCAUGCCGGGGCUACAACUUUCGUGGUGCUGGCUUCCACUCCUCGACGAGGGAUCACGAUUACCAGCAGCAGCAGCAGUACCAUGGCUUGCAGCAGCUCAACAAGCAUCAACACGGGCAGGACGUGGAGUGCCUCUCCAAUUUGACAACCUCGGCUUCCACUGCUGGUGAUUCGUCGCCCGGUGAUGUUUAUCAGUCGAAUCAUCGUCACCAUCAACAGCAUCUCAUGGUGGCUUCGCUCCAAGCUGCUGCUACUGCUUCCUCGGCCGCCGCCGCUGCCGCUGCUUACAAGAGAAAACGAAGCCUCCCUGGAACACCUGAUCCGGAGGCCGAGGUAAUCGCCUUGUCUCCCAAGACCUUGAUGGCCACCAACAGAUUUAUCUGCGAGAUUUGCAACAAAGGCUUCCAGCGAGACCAGAACCUCCAGCUCCACCGUCGGGGCCACAAUUUGCCGUGGAAGCUCCGGCAGCGAAGCAGCAAAGAUGUUCGCAAGCGCGUCUAUGUGUGCCCGGAGCCCAGCUGCGUCCACCACGACCCGUCUCGAGCGCUGGGCGACCUGACGGGCAUCAAGAAGCACUUUUGCCGCAAGCACGGCGAGAAGAAGUGGAAGUGUGACAAGUGCUCCAAGAAGUAUGCCGUCCAGUCCGACUGGAAGGCUCACUGCAAGACGUGUGGGACGAGAGAAUAUCGUUGCGACUGUGGCACUUUGUUCUCGAGGAGGGAUAGCUUUAUCACACACCGAGCUUUCUGUGACGCUCUGGCCGAGGAGAGUGCUCGAAUCUCAGCGGCCCAGAAGCAGCAAGCAGAAGCCCAGCAAGCCCAGCCAGAUGCCGCGUCCAGUGGCGUAAGCUGCCUCUCCUCCCAGCAAAGCCUGCUCAAUCACAACACCGCCGGCGGCAACGAGAGCUUGUGCGACUCGGUCGUCUCCAAGAGCAUCGGAUCGGACUCGUCACCACCUCAAACUACAGAGAGUCACCACUGGCCGGCGACUGCGUCAACCGGCCUGUCACUUUGGACGUCAGCGCCUGGAAGCAAGCAAGAUCAGCAACAGCUCGAGUGUCACGAUCACGAAGAACAACAAUUACUGCUCUUGAAGAGCUUGGUGGCUGAGCAGCAUUCAGGCAACGUUCACGGUGGUGGUGGUGGUGGCUACUUAACUUCCAUCCUCUCGGUCAGCAACAACAGCAACAGCAACAGUAGCAGCGGUGGUACGAUGACAACAUCAGCAACGGAGCUCGCGAGCAGCCAACGAGGAUUAAACAGCAGCAACAGCAACAGUAGCUUGAUUUCGCUGUCAUCGGCAGCAAACACGCAGCUCUUGUGCUCGCAUUCACACUUCCCGGGCAGUACCACGGCUGCUAUGUCAGCCACGGCAUUGCUUUUGAAGGCUUCGCAGAUGGGAGCGACGACGAGUAACUUGUCUGCGGCCAGGCCAGCAGGAUUGGAUUCCUCUUCGUCGUCUCCUUCCACAUCGUCUACGACUGCGGCUUAUAGCUUGUGGCAAGCGGCAAUGAACGAAAGCACCAUCGCCAACAGCGUGGAGCAUUCCAAAAGUUUCAACAGUGGUGACCAGUUCCAUGGAUUAACGGAUCAAAUGGUCAUGUUUAGCGAUCACCAUCAUCAGCCGCACCAGCAGCAGCAACACGGGAGUUUCAACCCGAACUCCAGCAGCGUCGACACCACUUUCACGCACGAUUUCCUGGGAGUUGGAGCAGCCCACAAAGAAUUCGCUGCUACUCUCACGACUCUGGCAUCUGGGGUUGUCUAGAUAGAUCACCGGGUUUACCUUUUUGUGUGUGUUUGAUUCGAAAAUGUCAUUGUGAUUAGCCAAGUGUGGCGCUGCCAGCAAAUGCCAUUUCAAGGCAUUUUGAGUUGACCAUUUCACCAACGUUCUUUUAAGUGUGUUUUCUUUCUCGGGCA
Selaginella moellendorffii is the source of this 2271-nucleotide messenger RNA. Its product is annotated as protein indeterminate-domain 2. Gene Ontology annotation, molecular function: DNA-binding transcription factor activity. Gene Ontology annotation, cellular component: nucleus. Lineage: Eukaryota; Viridiplantae; Streptophyta; Lycopodiopsida; Selaginellales; Selaginellaceae. The transcript is spliced from 3 exons. The record is from RefSeq and is a predicted model, not a curated record. Bases 239 to 2119 code for a protein of 626 amino acids.